GCCAACAUUUGAAACUGCUGCUUGGUUCAUUCUCGCCAUGCAACGGUAAGGUAUCGAGGCAAAGUUCAUGGUCGGAUCAGCUUCUCCUUCCCUUUCCGGGUCGGAGGUGAGCUUUGACCGGAGCAUGAGUACGUACGCGUAAAUGCAUAGCGGGAUUUGCUUCAGUUUGCCUAAUUGUGCCGGCCAACCUAGUUACAAAAUCGUAAAAUAAACUCUCUCCACGUCAACACGACUACACACGGAGAGGUUAUGGCGAACGAAGAUAGUUUCCACCUGACAUGCCGUGAAGCCACACACAGUGACUACGACGCCGUCAUGAACAUGGCGUCAGUAGACACAUUCCGGGACGGGUUCGACUACCUGCCCGCCAAGUUUCACCAAUGGGUGGACGACCCGGAAGUCAUAAUGUUAGUAGGCGAAGCUGACGGCAAAGUGGUACCUCUGCAGCUACAUGUACAUCCGAGACUGAUGCAGCGAGAUCGACAUGCCCUGACGGAUAUCGAGCGUCCCUACCUUUUAAACGCCGUUCCGAACCGGAAGAACAUCUGUUUUAUAGAUGCCAUGUACUUCCAAGGCAAGUCUAACGAAGUGCUGGAUAGUUUGGAAACCAAGGAUGUUCUUCCAUCUCCUCCAUACCCACCAGUAGUGCCCUACCAACCUUCCGACAUGGCGCGGCUGGCAAGGCCAGAGUUCUCCAAGCAGAUCCUAGUUGACAAUAAUAUUUUUGUAGAUUGGGACCCGUAUCAGCUCAGUGCCUCUAACUUACAUUUGUUCUCAAAGCGGGGUGUCAUUAUUCUUGUCGACACUAGUGAGCCGACAGCUAAGAGUUUGAGUUUUGGUGGCAGUUACAUGACACCAAGGGGAAGAGUGUAUCACGUAGAUGUACACUGUAGAGAUGUAGCUCUGUGUCAGGCUCAUAUCAAACACCAUGUAGGCAGAGCUUGUCAUGAGUACGAAGGGAUGAUCACGUUCUGUGUAAUGUUGAUUGACCCGUCCCUGAAAACCACAAGCGAAACCCUUUGUGUGGAGAAGUUGGGUCUAGCUCACCUUCCCCACGAUCACAGGUACUUGUGUUUCACAUUCAUGGUGCCAGCUGUUGUAGAACCGACCAAGCCACGCCUUUGAUAUGCUGCAAUACUCAUCUUCUAUAAAGUGUUAUUCACAGAUUUCCUAGGGGCCCUGUCACACAUAGUCGAAUAUCGAAGAGUGUGCCACGUAGAUGUACACUGUAGAGAUGUAGCUCAUAUCAAACACCAUGUAGGCAGAGCUUGUCAUGACUUGUAUUUCACAGUUCUUCUGGAACUGACUAAGCCACGCCUUUAAACCACAAGACCGUACGUAUUUCUCUGUCUGGUGUAAACCAGUGAGUUAGGGUACUCAGCCUGAUAUGCACACCGUUAUGUGAGAAUUCUUCUGUGUGGUAGCUAUUGUGAUGAAAAGGCGAAACAAUCAGAUACGAGCAUGGUUUACUCAAAUAUUAUAUAAUGUGAUAUGACACGAUAUGAUAUGAAAAUAAAUGUUA
Messenger RNA from Branchiostoma belcheri (Belcher's lancelet), 1522 nucleotides. RefSeq lists its product as uncharacterized. The coding region runs from base 250 to 1125 and encodes 291 amino acids. The transcript is spliced from 4 exons. Lineage: Eukaryota; Metazoa; Chordata; Leptocardii; Amphioxiformes; Branchiostomatidae. The record is from RefSeq and is a predicted model, not a curated record.